AUGUUGUCUCGCCCAGUGUUUCUCGCUUUAGCCUUGGAGCUCGCCGCAGCUUCGGCUCACAACCACCCUGGUCAAUACUCUCCUGGGUCUUCAACACCGGAAGACGAGUGUUCUGGGGUCAAUGCCAUCUCACCUGCAUGCUCAACCGGCGAGUCUUUACAUCACCGCGACAUCUUCUACGUUGGUGGACGCUAUGUCGAGACCACAGCUGGCAAUCUCACAUACGAUCAACUCUAUGUUGAGAAGUUGACGCCCGCGAAUGGUGUCUUCCAGCCAAACCCAGUCAUCUUCUUCCACGGAGGAGGAACAUCGGGUGUGACAUGGCUCAAUACGCCCGACAACCGAAAAGGCUUCGCCUCGUACUUUCUAGAUCUCGGCUACCAAGUCUACAUAGUCGAUCAAACCUCAGUUGGCCACGGCUCUGAAGAAGACCUAACCAACUUCCCCAUGCGCAUCGGUUCGACAGCAGAGAUCAGCGAGGACGGUUUCACUGCCGUAGAACGCGCCAACCUCUACCCGCAAUCCCAACUCCACACCCAAUGGCCAGGCACGGGCCUCAAGUCCGACCCCACCUUCGACGCCUUCGAAUCGACCUUCAUCCCACUCACCUCCAACCUCACGGCCCAAGAGCUCUCCAUGCGCGCAUCCGGCUGCGCCCUCCUCGCCCUCAUCGCCACCCCCUCCUUCUUCGUCUCCCACUCCAUCGGCGCGCUGCACCCGCUCCUCCUCUCCAACGACUGCCCCGCCCUCGUCGCCGGCAGCGUCAACCUCGAGCCCGCCAACGUCCCCUUCGUCUCCUACCUCGGCAACGCCACCCACCCCGGCACCGGCGCCUCCCGCGCCCGCCCCUGGGGCCUCGCCAACACCCAUCUGACCUACGACCCCGCCGUCGCCGACCCCACCGCCGCCGACCUCGCCGUCCGCCUCGUCGGCCCCGAUCGCCCCGAGCGCCGCGCCUGCUACUUGCAGGCCCACCUGCCCAGGCGCCUCCCCCGCGUCGCGCGGGUGCCGUAUGUGGCGCUGACCAGCGAGGCCAGUCCGCACGCGACGUAUGAUCAUUGCGUGGUGGAGUAUCUGCGGCAGGCGGGCGUGCCGGCCGAGUGGAUCAGGUUGGCAGAGGAUGCGGGCGUGAGGGGGAAUGCGCAUUUUAUGCAUUUGGAGAGGAAUAAUUGGGAGAUUGUGGGGGUGGUGCAUGCGUGGAUUGAAAAGGUGGUGGGGUUGGGGGGUCUGGACGGUGAUGGGGAGGGGGAGGGCGGAGAUGGUGGAGGGGAGGGGCAGGGAAGGUGGUCGUGGUGGGGGUGGGGGAGUUGGUGGAGAGGUUGGUGGUGA
Diplodia corticola is the source of this 1329-nucleotide messenger RNA. RefSeq names its product alpha beta-hydrolase. Bases 1 to 1329 code for a protein of 442 amino acids. Lineage: Eukaryota; Fungi; Ascomycota; Dothideomycetes; Botryosphaeriales; Botryosphaeriaceae. The record is from RefSeq and is a predicted model, not a curated record. The transcript is spliced from 4 exons.